Rosa rugosa (rugosa rose) is the source of this 507-nucleotide messenger RNA. RefSeq names its product putative lipid-transfer protein DIR1. Gene Ontology annotation, biological process: systemic acquired resistance. NCBI's taxonomy places the organism in Eukaryota, Viridiplantae, Streptophyta, Magnoliopsida, Rosales, Rosaceae. The transcript is spliced from 2 exons. The record is from RefSeq and is a predicted model, not a curated record. Gene Ontology annotation, molecular function: fatty acid binding. The coding region runs from base 25 to 384 and encodes 119 amino acids.
GUGUUUCUGCAUUGCAUUGAAGAAAUGGAAGCUGCAAUGAAGAACAUUUGCCUGCUCGUAGCUUUUCUUGUGAUUCUGGGUGUCGCUCAGUUCGAUGGGGCUUAUGGGGCUGGUGAAUGUGGAAAAUCCAACCCAGACACUGAGGCUUGGAAGCUGGCUCCGUGUGCAGCAGCAGCACAAGAUGCGAAUGCUGCAGUUUCUUCUAAGUGCUGCAGUCAGGUAAAGAGGAUAGGUCAGAACCCAAGCUGCCUCUGCGCCGUGAUGCUUUCUAAUACUGCCAAGACUUCAGGAGUGAAACCAGAAGUUGCUCUUACUAUUCCAAAACGUUGUAACAUUGCUGAUCGUCCUGUUGGCUACAAGUGUGGAGCUUAUACAUUACCCUGAAGACUCUGUCCAAGGAGUGCUGGAGAUUGUAUCGCACUAUUUCUGUAACCACUUCAUGUAGCUUUUUACUAUGACAUCCAGACACCUGAAAUAAUAAAUAAUAGUGUUUGUGUUUAAGUUUAA